This is a messenger RNA of Spathaspora passalidarum NRRL Y-27907, 3066 nucleotides long. RefSeq names its product glycine decarboxylase subunit P (gene GCV2). Gene Ontology annotation, biological process: glycine decarboxylation via glycine cleavage system. NCBI's taxonomy places the organism in Eukaryota, Fungi, Ascomycota, Pichiomycetes, Serinales, Debaryomycetaceae. The record is from RefSeq and is a predicted model, not a curated record. Gene Ontology annotation, cellular component: glycine cleavage complex; mitochondrion. Bases 1 to 3066 code for a protein of 1021 amino acids. The transcript has a single exon. Gene Ontology annotation, molecular function: glycine binding; pyridoxal phosphate binding; glycine dehydrogenase (decarboxylating) activity.
AUGAUUUCUGCUACUACCAAAUCAUUAUUGAGAUCAGCAGCAAGAGUCAGAGUCUCUACUGUUGCAUCAACUGCAUUGAAAUGCAGCACCACCAGCUUCAUUAGACACUUGGCCACUGCCAACACCUCAUCCACAAACUACGGCCAUGUUUACAACCCAAAUGCUCAAAAGGUAUCACUUGCUAAUUUGGAUACUUUUGCUAGAAGACACAUUGGUCCUACCCCCGCCAAUGUCCAAGAAAUGCUUAAAACAUUGGGAUAUUCCGAUUUAGACGAAUUCCUUACCCUGGCCAUUCCAAACCAUGUCCUCAUCAAGCGUAAACUCUCAGUCUCCCCAGCUCAAGGUUAUACUGAACUGGAAAUGAUUGAACAUUUACAAAAACUUGCUGCUAAGAACAAGAUCGUUAAAUCUUUUAUUGGUAAAGGUUAUGCCGGUACUAAGCUCCCAGCUGUUAUUCAAAGAAACUUAUUGGAAUCUCCAGAAUGGUAUACUUCAUAUACUCCAUACCAACCAGAAAUCUCCCAAGGUAGAUUGGAAUCUUUGUUGAAUUUCCAAACUAUGGUUUCUUCCUUGACUGGGUUGCCAAUGGCCAAUGCUUCUCUUUUAGAUGAAGGUACUGCCGCCGCCGAAGCCAUGUCCUUGUCUUUCCACAACAUGAAGGGCAAGAAAAAGGUUUACGUUAUUGACACAAAUUUGCACCCACAAACUGUCAAUGUGUUGAAAUCAAGAGCUGGCAAUAUCGGUGUUGAAAUUGUCGAGCUCCCAUUAUCCACUGAAGAAGGUAUUACUGAAUUAAACAAAAUCAUUAAGACCGUCUGUGGUGGGUUAGUCCAAUAUCCUGGUACCGAUGGUUCAAUUCAUAAUUUCACCAAAGUUGGUGAAAUCUUACAUUCUCACAAGGUCUUAUUUGCCAUGGCCUGUGAUAUCUUGGCGUUGACUGUUUUGAAACCACCUAGUGAAUUUGGUGCUGAUAUCGCUUUAGGUACCACUCAAAGAUUUGGUGUUCCUUUCGGUUAUGGUGGUCCACAUGCUGCUUAUUUCAGUACCACUAUGAAAUACUCGAGAAAGAUUCCUGGAAGAAUUGUUGGUGUUUCAAAGGACAGAUUAGGUCAACCAGCUUUAAGAUUGGCUUUACAAACCAGAGAACAACAUAUCAAGAGAGAAAAGGCUACUUCCAAUAUCUGUACUGCUCAAGCUUUGUUAGCCAACAUUUCUGCCAACUACGCUGUUUACCACGGUCCAGCAGGAUUAAAGAACAUUGCCUCCAGAGUUUACGGUUUCACCACCUUAUUAGCUAAAUACAUUGGUCAAACCGAACAUCAAGUUUUGAACGAUAAGUGGUUUGAUACUUUAACUGUCAAGUUAUCUGGUGUUUCUGCCGAUGACAUCUUGGCUCAAGCAUUGUCCAAGUACAAUAUUAACUUGUUUAAAGUGGAUGAAUCAACUGUCUCAUUGUCUCUUGAUGAAACUGUCGAAACAGCUGAUUUGGUUAACUUGAUUGAAUUGUUUACCGGUAAGCAAGUUACUCUUGAAGCUGACACUGAACUUCCAACCAUCCCAGAAGAAUUGAUCCGUACUGACGAAAUCUUAACUCAUGAAGUUUUCAACACCCAUCACUCCGAAACCGCUAUGUUACGUUACUUGCACCUUUUACAAUCCAAGGAUUUGUCCCUUGCCAACUCUAUGAUCCCUCUUGGUUCAUGUACCAUGAAACUUAAUGCUACUGUUGAAAUGCAAACUCUUUCCAUGCCAGGAUUCACUCAAAUCCAUCCAUUUGCCCCAAUCGACCAAGCUCAAGGUUACAAGGAAUUAAUUAGUGAAUUUGAAAAGGAUUUGAACGACAUCACUGGAUUUGAUGCUACCACCAACAUGCCUAACUCCGGUGCCCAAGGUGAAUAUACUGGGUUAUCACUUAUCAGAGAAUACCACAAAUCAAGAGGUGAAUACGAAGCCAGAAACAUCUGUCUUAUCCCAGUAUCUGCUCACGGAACUAAUCCUGCCUCUGCUGCUAUGUGUGGAUUAAAGGUUGUUCCAGUCAAGUGUUUAGAUGACGGUUCUAUUGAUUUAGUUGAUUUACAAGAAAAGGCUGAAUUACAUGCUGCUAACCUUUGUUCCAUCAUGAUCACUUAUCCAUCCACUUAUGGUCUUUUCGAACCAGGAAUCAAGAAGGCCAUUGAUCUCGUUCAUGCCAAUGGUGGGUUAGUUUACUUGGAUGGUGCUAAUAUGAAUGCCCAAGUUGGUCUUACCUCCCCAGGUGAUUUAGGUGCCGAUGUCUGUCACUUGAACAUCCACAAGACUUUUGCCUUGUCCCAUGGUGGUGGUGGUCCAGGUCAAGCUCCAGUCUGUGUUAAGGAACAUUUGAAACCAUUCUUGCCAGGCCACACCUUCAAUGCCGAUGUCACUAAGCCAGACUCUAUACAAGCUGUCAAUUCUGCUCCUUACGGUUCCGCUAGUGUCAUCCCAGUCUCAUACUCAUACAUCAAGAUGCUUGGUGCCAAUGCUCUUCCAUAUGUUUCCGCUGUUGCCAUGUUGAAUGCCAACUAUAUGGUCAAGAAAUUACAACCAUACUACUCCAUUCUUUUCGUGGGUAAAUCCACCCCACAUUGUGCCCAUGAGUUCAUUUUAGAUUUACGUGAAUUUAAAGCCCAAGGUAUUGAAGCUAUUGAUAUCGCCAAGAGAUUGCAAGAUUAUGGAUUCCACGCUCCAACCAUGAGUUUCCCUGUCGCUGGUACUUUAAUGAUUGAACCUACCGAAUCAGAAAACUUGGCUGAGUUGGACAGAUUUGUCGAAUCACUCAUCAAGAUACGAAGUGAAAUUGACGCUUACAUCAACGGUGACAAGAGUGGUAUGGUGUUGAAGAACGCUCCUCACUCCAUGCAAGAUGUUGUUGCUACCCCACAAGAAGAAUGGGAAGCUAGAGGCUACACUAGAGAACAAGCUGCUUACCCAUUACCUUGGUUAAAGAACAACAAGUGUUGGCCAACUGUGUCCAGAUUGGACGAUACUUAUGGUGACAUGAACUUGAUCUGUACUUGUCCUACUGUUGAAGAAAUUGCCGGUGAGUAG